AUGUUCGGCAACCCUCAUCGCCACAGUGCUGCGAGCUCGGUCCGCGCAACAUCGCGCUCGCCACCACUGGUCAAUCCCAAUUUAGCAGUUGCCACCCAACAACAGCAGCAGCAGCAGCAGCAGCACCAAGAACCACAACAAAGCGAGACCGACACCUCGAACCGCACUUCUUUCCAGUCCAACAGACUUUUUCGCCUCACCUCAAACAAUACCAGCACCACCACCACGUCCAAAUACACGGCCUUUUACUCUGCGCAAUCCCAGUUCUCCACCUCCUCAUUCCACACCGCACAGACCGAGCGCCUCUCCCCGCCCUUCAACCCGGACAGCGGCGAAACAAUUCAGAGCACCGAACUUGCCGCAAUGAACUUUGGAAAAAAGCCCAGCCUCGAGCAGCAGCGCGAAAUAGAAGACGCCGACCUGGUGCACGCCAUGGCGCGCCAGUACGUCAUUGACGCCGAGGCCGCCGGGUCGGCCACACCGGGCUCGCACCGCUCGCGCAUGACACUGAAGACCGACCAGGAGAAAUACCCGAUGCCGGAGCCGCACAGCGGGGCGGGCCCGGCGCAGCCAGGCAGCCUGCAGCACCAGAGCAUGGCGAGCCAUCAGGACAGCGAGAUCGGCCUGGGCCAGCUCAGCGACUACCGGUACUAUCCGGGGCAGCCGGCGGGCGAAAAGAACGCGUCGGCGAGCGAGUCGGCAGACCCCGAGGACCGGCGGAUCAUGGACGAGGAGGAGUUUGAGGACGACGCGAACGAGGCGCGCCACUUUGUGCCCACGCGCAUGCGCUACCCGGCGCCAAAGUACGAGAUCCGGACCGAUGCGCAGAUUCCCCUGGGCGCCAUGCUUUUCGUCGCCGGGUUUCUGGUUCUGCCGUUCUGGUGGCUCGGCGUGGUGCUGCCCAGGAAGCAGGACUCGGAGGUGGCGAGGACAUGGCGAAAGUACAAUUCGCUGAUGACGCUCCUGUCGCUGCCGCUGCUGGGUCUGUUUCUGGCUCUGGGCGGAUGGCACGCAACUCACUAA
Linderina pennispora is the source of this 1023-nucleotide messenger RNA. RefSeq lists its product as uncharacterized. The record is from RefSeq and is a predicted model, not a curated record. The coding region runs from base 1 to 1023 and encodes 340 amino acids. The transcript has a single exon. NCBI's taxonomy places the organism in Eukaryota, Fungi, Kickxellomycota, Kickxellomycetes, Kickxellales, Kickxellaceae.